Molecule: messenger RNA, 5470 nt
Organism: Vanessa tameamea
Lineage: Eukaryota; Metazoa; Arthropoda; Insecta; Lepidoptera; Nymphalidae
Gene: chp
Product: chaoptin
Exons: 27
Coding region: 428-4459 (1343 amino acids)
Molecular function (GO): protein binding
Source: RefSeq, a predicted model, not a curated record
CGCGGGCUUACCUCGCCCCGCACAUGCCGACCGCGCUGACAUUUACGUAGUGAGCCUCGUGCCGUCGCCUAGACGCACGUCUGAGCCCGCCUUUAUAUACCAUUCGAAAAUCGAAUGCUCUUUAAUUUUUUUUGUGACACAGUUAAGGUGUAUAUCAAAGAAGGUUUUAUAUUCGAAUCAGUGCAGUCGUUUUUUAUUAUUUUUUUUUUAAUUUUAAAAAGUGAAUGUUUCAAGGGCCGUUUUCCCGGGAUUGCUAUAGCAACGAAUGACGUCAAGUUCAGGGGCGGUUGGUGCAUUUUGGUUCAAUAAUCACCCUUCGAGCUGCUUUGUUCCCCGGUCCUCAGUUUUGUUUACAUUUUGGAUCUGAGGAUGCUGACCGACUGAGCCGAAUGCUGUUUUAUGGAGAAGUGCACUUACGUUUGCAGUCAUGAGUUUGAUGGCGAUAAUCAAGUUCGGAUACACCCUCAUUGUGGUCACAUUCAUUUUAAUGAUAUGGGCGUCCUUAGCGAGAGCUCUAGAAUUACACGUAGACACCGGUCACCCACCAUGUCUCUUUCAAGCUCUCUGCACGUGUUCAAAGCCGGCUGGUGACCUAGGAAUAGUGACCUGCAAGCAUGUUCCUAUCCUCCGAGUACCAGCUGCAGUCAACAGCUCGAAAGUGUUCACAUUGCAACUCACUGGAAACAAGAUCAGAGAUCUUGAGCCUCAUUUCUUCCAAGCUACGGGUAUGUACAGACUGGCUAUAAACCAGAAUCCGCUAGAGAGCAUCCAAGAUGAGGCAUUUUAUGGACUAGACAAUACACUCUGGGAAUUGGAGCUGAAACAGGACAGGUUAACAUCGGUCCCGAGCCGAGCGUUGAGGUACCUCCAGAAAUUGCGCCUACUUGAUUUAACGGGUAAUGAAAUCACAGAAAUAACGGGUGAUAAUUGGCUAGGAUUAGAGAACUCACUACAAACAUUAAUAUUAUCUGAUAAUUCAAUUGCUACCCUACCUCUCGAUGCGUUCUCGGGACUGUUGAUUCUCGAAACACUUGAUUUACAUGGGAACCAUUUAUCUGUGAUCGACAGUGGAGUCUUCAGAGAUGGUAUGAGCAGACUAAGUAAGCUUCUCCUUGGUGACAACCAGCUCACAUUGAUUCCUUACGAGGAGCUGUCUCCACUUCGCCAGCUCCGUCACUUAGAUCUUUCUAACAAUCUUAUUAAGCAGGUUCCACCAGCUCAUGAUCUUAAUGGUGUGAAGCUAUCUCUGGAUUAUCUAAAAUUGGACCAAAACAACAUAAAAAUCCUAUUACCGGGUUCGUUUAAAUACUUUAAUAUUUUAAACACGACAAGUCUCAAUGGAAAUCCUAUUUUUACAAUAAGAGAGGAUGCGUUCCGUAAUGCGAAGAUAAAAACGUUAUCUCUACGAGACUGUGGUGUGACUGAACUAUCCCCAGCCUCCUUCGCCGGUCUCGAGAACAGUCUCCAGAAUUUGGAUCUGUCUGAGAAUAAUUUGACGAUGAUAUCAAAAUUCAUGUUGAACAAGUUAGAUUCGUUGCGUUUCUUGAACCUUAGAGAGAAUAAGGUUGACACAAAUUUACUGGCAACAAACAAUCCUUCUGAAUACUCAACAACACCGUCUGUUAACAAUUUUCAAUACAAAUUGUUCUAUUUGGAUAUCAGUGGUUCGUCAUCACUAGAAAUGAGCUUACAAGACGUCAGAAGAAUGCGUUCUCUGCGAUACUUAGCAGUGAGUAAACUGAUAAGGCGCAGUAUUACUUCAGAAGAUUUCCUCGAAUUUGGCGUGGAAUUGGAAGAUUUGAAAAUUAUAGGAAGCACAAUUAAUCGAAUCGAAGCUAGUGCAUUUCAACAUGUUCGAACGAUAAAAACAUUGGAUCUCUCUGAAAACAAUAUAGAUUUUAUAGACCCCUUUGCUUUUGCUGAGUUACACAGUCUAACUACACUUAAAAUGGCGAACGGGUUAGCAGAUUCCGUGAAAAUACUGCCUUUUGAACCAUUAAAGGCUCUUAUUGAAUUAGAAUAUUUGGAUUUGAGUAACAACAAAUUGAAGAACGUACCUGACACGUCUUUCCAUUUUAUGUACAAAUUGAAAACACUCAAUUUACAAGAUAAUCUGAUUGAUCAAUUUUCUAAGGGAACUUUACAGAGUGACAUCCAUAGGGAGUUGGAAAGUGUUUGCUUAUCAUUAAAUCAACUGCAGAGAAUCGAUCAACACACUUUUGUCAAUUUGAGAGAACUACAAGAAAUCCUCAUAGAAGACAAUUUAAUUGAAACAGUUUACAGAAGAUCUUUUACAAGCUUGGACAAUUUGAAAGUGAUCAGAUUAAGGGGGAAUAUUAUCACAGAAAUAAGUGAAGAAUCAUUUCAGAAUUUACCAGCGCUGAAAGAGUUAGACAUAUCGUUCAACCAAUUGGAAACGUUUAAGUUUUCAAUUUUCGACCAAGUAGGUUCAGCAACGGCUUUGAAAGUAAAUGUUUCAUACAACAGAAUCAUUACGUUAACAGAUUCGAAUGCUCCUAGUUUCUUUACGUCAAAUUUCUAUCCCCCACCUAAAGCACAAAGAUUAGUAUCAGAGGAUCCCAGUCCUCUGCGUAUUGAACGAGGUCUUGGAACUGUUUCAGUAAAUAUACGGGUUUUAGAUUUCUCUCAUAACAAUAUUUCCUACAUUGCACCUUAUUACUUUAGACAUGCCGAUUUAACUCUAUCGGAAUUAUAUCUUUCAUACAACUUAAUAAGAAACGUAACUAGGGAAGUUUUCGGCUCAAUGCUCAUGCUGCAAUACUUGGACUUAUCACAUAAUCAAAUAUUUCAUAUGGAAUAUGAUUGCUUCAAGAAAGUUAAAAACUUACAGAUAAUAGACUUAUCUCACAAUCAUCUGAUUGAACUACCCGUUGAAGUAUUCCACGACAUGCAGGCGCUCACUUCAGUCGAUCUAUCUGAUAACAACAUUAAGAACUUGGCAGACAACCUCAUUAUUUCCCCGUCUUUAGAAAGGUUAGACUUAUCCGAUAACGAUCUAUCAAGAAUACCAACAAACAGUCUAUCACCUGCUGCAGCUAUUCAUUUAGUUGAACUUGACUUAAGUGGCAAUACAAUCCCAGCUGUAGCUAUCGCGGAUUUAGUUCAAAGAUUCAGACACGAACCGAGCGAGUACUGGCUGGAGGAGCCGGACUACAGUGACGAAUACAUGUACCACACCGCUAGACGAGACCAUCCCAGAGUGUUGCACCGAAAGAUACAGUACCCGCAGAAUGUUUUGUAUAAGUCGCUUGCCUGGUUGGACCUCUCUGACAACCAUUUGGUUAGAGUUGAAAGCGGUUCUUUCACGGCCUUACCAAAGUUACUUUGGUUGGAUUUGAGUAUGAACACACCGUUCAACAACGGUGAACGUGGUAGUAGUAUCUUUAAGGGCUUGGAAAGAAGAUUAUCGCAUUUAGGAUUAAAGAAUGUUAGCCUAACGUCUGUACCAUCAAUGCCAUUGCCGAAGUUGAAAAGUUUGGAUUUAUCAUACAACAAUCUCCCAUCAGUGCCGACGGACAUUACUGCAAAUCUGACCCGUCUUCGAUCAUUAGAUCUUUCGUAUAAUGACUUAACGAAUGUUCCAGUUGCAACACACUCAUUGAGCGAGCUCCGAUGGCUGUCUUUAUCUGGUAAUCCUAUAUCGGCUCUCAUGAACACUAGCAUGUAUGGAGUCUCACCGCGACUUGAAUAUCUUGACGUUACGCAUCUAAAAUUAAGUAUAUUAGAGCAUGGCGCUUUCAGUAAGAUGUAUGGUUUGAGAACUUUAAAGAUAUCGGUGAAUGGUAAUAUCAGAGAUUUUAAUAUACCUAAAAUUCUUACACACAAUGAUGCUCUGGAAAAUCUUUAUCUACAAAUUGAUAACACGCAGGUCGAUCUGAGCAAAGAAAUGCUCGGAUUUUUGCCAUCCAAAUUAAAUAAUAUCACAAUAACCGGACGGGCAUUGAAAUUUAUGUCCCAGAAUAUUUUAAAAGGUGUAACAUCACAGACGCUAACACUAACAGUUUACAACACUAGCAUCGCAGAAAUAGAGAAUGAAGUUUUUUGGAGACCUGGUCGUAUCAAGAACUUAACCUUAGAUUUGAGGGAUAAUAUGAUCGCUAGAGUACCAAACCCAGCUAGGCACGAAUGGCCUGGUGUACCCAACUCUUUAUUCCUUCAUAAUAUUUACGUAGCUGGAAAUCCUCUUCAGUGUGAUUGUCGUAUCGGAUGGGUGCAAGCAUGGGAUAGGAAGAGAAGACAGUACCUUUGCGAUGGCCCAUCUGACUGUAUAGCAACAAGGGAUGAUGUCCGAUUUGCAAAAUGUCCUUCUCAUUAUAAUCGAACUUUCAGUGACGUUAUAGCGAAGGACCUCGAUUGCAGCUGGAGUAAGGGAUUUUUCAGAUCACCAAAUAUUUUCAUUAUUAUAACAAUGUCCAUUCUGACAUAUCUUUAUAUCUGAGGUUUGUUUUGGCUCCUUGAUAUGUCCGAAGAAUUCUACAAAGCUAUGGGAAUGGUUUACAAAAAUAAUUAAUCUCUGAAGAGAAUUCAACCUAGUCAAACUAUUUUGAAUAUGCUUAACGUAUCGUUGAGUGUAUUGAAAUUUGAUUGAUGAAGCCAAUGAAGAAACAGAAGAGGUAGUGAUAUCAUCAACUCAACUCACAGUACCUUAACGUGGCCUAUUUGAAUUAUUCCGAUCUAAGCAACCAAAUCAUAGUUAGUAUAGUGAUUCGGAAUUACUCUAAGACAUGUGGAAUGGGAAGAUGCAGAUAAAAGACGCAUUACGAUUGCUAUUAAUAGGAAACAAGUGAAGCCUACAAAAUUGUGAUUUAAAGAUAAUCUGAAGCGAUGUGUGAUCUCAAUGGAUUAUUUCUACAAAGUUACCAUUCAAAGAUGUUAUCAUUAGUUUUUUCUUAUACCUACUGCAUAGAAUAUUUUCCGGAUUGUGUUUUAUUUUUAAGUAUUUACAGUAAGUAAUUAUUUCGAAUAUAUUUUGCAUUAUUUAACAGUGAAAUAUGUGAUAUUGAUAUACGUGUUGUUUUAAUAUCGAUUGGCACAUCGGAACUGAAUUGACAUUGAGAGUGAAGUGCACUUAGUGUGAUCGAAGAGUCGCAUUUGGAACUUUAAAGAAUUUCAUUCGAAAGCAAUGACUUUAAUGGUAGCGUCUGAGUAGACUGCAUUCACUCGAAUGAUAUGUGUUCGUCCAUUGUUAAGAUAAUUAUUUAUAUGUGUUUGUGUAUUAGGAUAAUAAUUACUGUCAAUGAUUUCAUCAUUUGCGACUCAUCGUUAUAUAUUUUCUUGAGAAAAAUUUCAAGGUACAUUCGAAUCUGUAAUUUAAAACGUUCUUUGUCUCUUUGACCAUUAUUAUUAGUGAUAUCUUUAUAUAAAAGCUUUACUUAUACAAUUUAUUAUCUUAAAGUAAUUUUUACUCAGAGUAUCUUCGAUCAAAUCGCUUUCUUAUAUACCCUCUAAA